This is a messenger RNA of Sugiyamaella lignohabitans, 1710 nucleotides long. It is a transcript of the gene MLH3, whose product is annotated as mismatch repair protein MLH3. Gene Ontology annotation, cellular component: mismatch repair complex. The transcript has a single exon. Bases 1 to 1710 code for a protein of 569 amino acids. Gene Ontology annotation, molecular function: ATP binding; ATP hydrolysis activity; ATP-dependent DNA damage sensor activity. Lineage: Eukaryota; Fungi; Ascomycota; Dipodascomycetes; Dipodascales; Trichomonascaceae. Gene Ontology annotation, biological process: mismatch repair. The record is from RefSeq and is a predicted model, not a curated record.
AUGGUACACAAAAACAAAAAGCGCAAUUUCAAAGCUGUAAUGGGUAACAAGAUUAUGAGACUGGCCCGCCAUGGCACGUUUGUGUCAGUGUCAGAUCUGUUUGAUUCUAUGCCCGUAAGGAGAAAGGUAAUGUUGAGUAAUAACUGGAAUACUCAUGUGCAAGAACUUAAAUUUCAGCUUGUGCCACUGCUGGUCCAAUUCCCCGACGUCAGUUUCACCGUAUAUCAACACAACAAGACCAGUUUGACCGAGGUUUUCAACAUCGCGAAUCCUGCCAAUUUAACGUCGAUUUUAUCAAUUACCAGUGUGGUAGAAGGUACUAGUGGCUAUAUACCUAGAGAAGUAGCUGUUUUGCGAGCCAUGCACAACAGUGCUGUUGCUCAAUGGGAUCGCAUUGACUAUGUUGACGACUCUGGUGAUUUGGCUGUAUAUGGGAUUAUUAGUAGACAACUUGUCCCAGCAGCACCAACAACUUUCCAACAUAUUCUUAUAAAUGGAAAAAGACUAGAAAGCAGCUCGAAACUGUGUCAAGAAGUAGAUACUCUUCUUCAGGCAAGCGAUUAUUGUUGUGGAGAGCGGUCCAGGAGGGGGAAGCAGAAUUCAAAAAGUCCGUUUAUCCUGUCAAUUAAAGCAUUACAUUAUAACCCAGAAAUUGAAGAUUUCAAUGCUGAUGCUAGAAAUAUUCUGAAAAAAGUAUUGGUGACGGCUGUCUCUGAGUGUUUGAUUGCAAGAGGAUAUAAACUGAAAGGCGAGAGGUUACUGACGAAAAGGGCGUCUGAAAAUAACCGAAAGAUUGAUAUGAGAGUAUCGAAGAAACAGAAAGGUAAACAGAAAGGAGAAUCCGGAGAGUCACAGGCGCAUGAUAAAGAGAAUUCUGGAAGCGGCAGCUUUGAUUUCAACGAGCAUUUACAAGAGUCCGCUGGGAUUGAAGCCACAAAAGUCAGUGAACCAGAGAUUCCAUCACUUUCAUCAGAAACCUCAAAAUACUUCUCUUCUUUUUCACAAGAAUCAUCGUCUCAAAAGCUUGUUAAAGAAGAUAUAGAGAAUUGUGAAGUUAUUGCACAAGUUGACGACAAAUUCAUCAUGGUGAAAAUGAGAGCCACGAGUGAGUAUCCAGUCCUCGCUUUAGUUGACCAACAUGCCGCGGACGAACGUGUUAUACUGGAAAAACUAAUGACUAGUACUUUUAAGAGUCAGCAUGAAGCAGUGGCUGUGAAGGCUCCUAUCAGAAUAGAGGGUCUAUCAAACGACGACUUGACCCUUCUCGCAGAUUACAGACUAAUAUUUGAGCAAUGGGGUGUCAAAUACGAGAUAUCGUCUGCUAGUCGUAGUGUUGCAGUGUCACACUUGCCAUUGCUUGUGGAGAGCAAAUUUGAAGACGCCAGCUUUGUUUACAAACUUGUAGUUAGUCAUGCACGAGAUUUGUUCUAUGGGAAAGUAUCCAAGGCUAUAUGGAUACCGCAAAGCUAUAGUACUCACAAAGUUAGUGAUAUGAAUAGUGAAUCUGUCGCAUGGCCAAUACUGUCUAGAUGCUGUCCGGUGGUUAUUUUUGAUUUGUUAAACAUGACUGCCUGUCGUUCUGCUGUGAAGUUUGGCGACAAACUUUCACUUUCUGAAUGCAAACUCUUGAUUCGCGACCUUUCCCUAUGCUACUUUCCUUUCCAAUGUGCACAUGGUAGGCCGACUACCGUUCCUCUGAUGUCCAUCUAA